This is a messenger RNA of Coturnix japonica (Japanese quail), 3066 nucleotides long. RefSeq names its product oncoprotein induced transcript 3 (gene OIT3). The record is from RefSeq and is a predicted model, not a curated record. Lineage: Eukaryota; Metazoa; Chordata; Aves; Galliformes; Phasianidae. Gene Ontology annotation, molecular function: calcium ion binding.
UUGGGUUAUGUGAUCAGAAGUGGAAAGGGUUUUUGCCUUGCAUAAGAACAGCUUACUUCCCUGUGAGGCACCAUUUCAUCAUGAUGACUGAUGUUCCUAUUGUAGCCUAAAUCCCAGAACUCUUAUGCAAUCUCUACUCAGGAUGUUCAGUUCUCCUCCUUUCGAUCACUAUUUCCUGCAGUUAAAGCUCUCUAGCUGGCAUUUUCUGACUGAGGGGGAGCCAUGAAGUUGUAUGACUUGGGGAAGGAGCAGAGAUAACAACAAGCACCCAUCUGUUCUUCUUUUCCAUCCCUUUGGGAUGUCCGGGUGUCCCCUGGUUAGAAUUCUUCUCCAGAUAAGAUAGUGAAGGUGUCACUGUGGGGCAGUCAGGCAAGAAAACAAUAGUGAGUCGGGUCCAAAACAUGAGAUCGAUCAGUAAGUUGACAGUAAGGAGCAGAGCUCCUCUCUGUAGGUCAAGGCUGGAGGCUGUAUCCCACAUCCCUUUGGCUUCUUCCUCUGAUAAAUUUCCAGAACAGCUAUUCUAGUUGCUUUUCAGAAGGCUUGAGGUCAGAAGCUCUGCUGAGUGAAGGCAGCACAGAGGCAUAGUGUGUGCAACGUCUUUCAAGGCUCUGUUAGUUGAGUAUUUACUGUUCCUUGGUUGAGUGGGAUGUUCCAGUACUUGUUUUUCUGUCUCUGCUUCGUUGUCCAGCUGCAGCCAGUAUCUUCAAUGGCCCUGGACCCCUGCUCUGCCUACAUCAGCCUGAAUGAGCCCUGGAGGAACACAGAUCAUCAGAUAAAUGGCUCCCACGGACAGCCCACAUGUGAUAACCAGAUUGAUGGGGAGUGGUACCGCUUCACCGGCAUGGCUGGCGAUGCUAUGCCUACCUUCUGCAUCCCCGAGAACCACUGUGGGACACAUGCUCCCAUCUGGCUGAAUGGCAGCCACCCGCGAGAGUCAGAUGGUGUCGUCUCACGCCAGGCCUGUGCCAGCUUCAAUGGGAACUGCUGCCUUUGGAAUACCACAAUUGAUGUCAAGGCGUGUCCAGGGGGGUACUAUGUCUAUCACUUAACAAAGCCCAGCGUCUGUUUCCAUGCAUACUGUGGGCAUUUUUAUGACAUCUGUGAUGUGGUGGAUUGCCAGGGCUCCUGCCUGGACACCAAUGACUGCACGUGUUCCCUGGGGACAACGCUUGGACCUGAUGGACAGACAUGUCUUGAUGAAAAUGAAUGUGAGCAGGACAACGGAGGCUGCAGCGAAUUCUGUGUUAACCUGAAGAACUCCUUCCGCUGCGAGUGUGGGAUUGGGCGCACGCUGGGAAGUGAUGGAAAAACCUGUGAAGAAAUUGAAGGCUGUCACAAUAACAAUGGAGGCUGCAGCCAUACCUGUAUUGAAGUGGAAGACACGUACCAGUGUGAAUGCCCGAGGGGACUUGUUCUGUCAGAAGACAACCACACCUGCCAAGUUCCAGUGCUCUGCAAAUCCAGCUCUAUUGAGGUGAGCAUCCCAAAGGAUCUGGUUGGAGGCUUGGACCUUUCUCUCAUCAACACUUCCUGCAAAGGAGUAUCCAAUGGCACUCACGUCAACAUCCAUUUCUCCUUGAAGUCCUGUGGAACUGUUGUAGAUGUCAUAAAUGACAAAAUCAUUGCCACCAACCUGGUUACUGGCUUGCCAAAGCAGACUCCGGGGAGCAAUGGGGACAUCAUUGUCCGCACCAGCAAGCUGCUGAUCCCAGUGACCUGUGAGUUCCCACGCCGGUACACAAUCUCUGAAGGUUAUGUGCCCAAUCUCAAGAACUCACCCUUGGAAAUAAUGAGUCGUAACCGAGGCAUCUUCCCCUUCACCCUUGAGAUCUUCAAAGAUAAAGACUUUGAUGAACCCUACAGGGGUGCUCCUCCCACCCUCAAGCUUCGGGACUCUCUGUACUUUGGGAUUGAACCCUUGGUGCAUGUCAAUGGACUGGAGACGCUAGUAGAGAGCUGCUUUGCCACUCCCACCUCCAAAAUCGAUGAGAUCCUGAAGUACUACCUGAUUCAAGAUGGCUGCGUUUCUGAUGAUUCGGUGAAACAGUACACGUCAAAGGACCAUCUUGCCAAGCAUUUCCAGGUUCCUGUGUUCAAGUUUGUGGGCAAAGACAACAAGGAAGUGUUCUUGCACUGCCGCAUCCUUGUGUGCGGGGCGCUGGAUGAGAGCUCCCGCUGCGCCCAGGGCUGCCGGCGGAGGGUGCGCAGGUCGGCUGGGAUGGAGGAGCAGGACGAGCCUGGGAACUUGGCAAACCACCUCUUGACAGGCGGCCCCAUCAGAAUCGACUUCGAUGACUGACACCCAACCCCUGGAACAGCAUCUCUGCCUGAGACCGUUCUUAGCAGUGUCUUCUUUCCUGGUUGUUUGAGAAGCGAGAGGUGUUUGACAAAGCCCCACUUGAACCUCAGGACUUGUUCCCUAGCCCUGCAAUGGUUGGUUGUGAAGUAGGCUUGGCACUUGAGGCAGCCAGCUGAGUGCAAGCCAGACAGCAGAGCGGUUUGGUUUUAGCUCCAUUUGAUUGGUUGAAAGAAUCCUGCUGCUUUGCAGGCUUGAACCGUUAUCCAACUUUGUCUUUCCCUAUAGCCACCCACAGGUUCCAUAGGACUGUUCAUCUUGGGCUCAACAUACUAUUCAAGCCCUUCUUUCAUCAGAUAAUAAAAACAGUAUUAUAGCUGAACAUGUUGGCUAUGAAGUUCUGCGAAUGAUGCUGAAGUUUGUGGAUGUGCUGUGAUUUUGGAUGACCUUUAAUAAAAAUGUAUAAAAAUAUAUAUCCCAUAAUGUGCAAGUUCCUUGGCGCUACUGAACAGUUGUCAUUGCAGGCAGCUUAAACUAGGUCUAUCACAGGCACUUUUGAAGGUUAUUUUUAAGUAGUCAUAGGUAUUUAAUAGUGUUUUUUAAUUGUCUUUUGAUAAUUGCAUGCAGUUUAACAGUGUCUCUUUUAUUUAGCAUAUCGUUUGUUCUUUCUUUCUUUCCUCUCCAUCCCCUCCAACAAUGCGGUGCCUAUUGUAAGUGCUAUAGCACUUCUGUUUGAAGAAAAAGAUCAUUAAAAAUCUAUACACGCCCAC